AACCUCCCCUGCACGUCAGCAUAUUACAUCGGUACAUAGAGAGUGGCAGUGUGAAUAGUCGGUAUUCCCAUGAACAGCAGAGGACAGGGCUGCACAGUGGGAUUCCUUUGUUCCACUAUUUAGGGCAAGUGGAAUCUUUGGGACUUUAUACUUGCAUCUACUGGUCAAAAUCGGAAACUGGGUCGAAGAAGCAGUGGAUUUUCUGAUUUUCUUCAAAGACGUGUCGACCGGAAUGAUGGGAUGGCAAGUGCUCUUGUAUAUCUCCGUGCUCUCUGUCGAUGUAGUGCUCGGGCAAGUCAGCUAUUCCAUUCCCGAGGAAAUGGAAAAGGGGGCUGUAAUCGGGAAUAUAGCCCAGGAUUUAGGUUUAGGAGUAGACAGAUUGAAAUCUGGUAAAGCUCGUAUUUAUACUGGUAACACCGAGGAGUAUGUAGAGCUGAAACGAGACAGAGGAGUGCUCCUUAUCAAAGACAGAAUAGACAGAGAGUCGCUCUGUGGUCAAACAAUGCCCUGCGCACUCCAUUUUCAAAUGAUUCUGGAAAACCCAAUGGAGUUUUACACCGUGACUGUAGAAAUUACCGAUAUAAAUGACAACCCUCCGACAUUUGAGAGAGGUGAGAUGAAAUAUGAAAUUAGCGAAUCAGCUCUCACAGGAGCUCGAUUCGUCUUAGAAAAAGCCAUAGACGAUGACGUUGGUGUGAACGGUUUGAGCAGCUACACCCUAAAACCCACUGAUAAUUUCGUUUUGAAAACCAUCAAUCGCGGAGACGGGACUAAACAUGUCGAAAUGGUUUUGCAGAAACCGUUAGACCGAGAGAAACACGAACAUUUAUCAUUAAUACUAACCGCUCUGGAUGGUGGAGAACCACAGCUCUCAGGGACAAUGCAGAUUAUGAUAACUGUGCUAGACGUAAAUGACAAUCCGCCUGUUUGUUCUAAACCGGAGUACAAAGCGAGUGUUACAGAGAACGCUCCUAUAGGCACUGUAAUAACCACAGUAAGAGCAACGGACGUAGAUAAGGGAAAUAAUGGGAAAGUAACAUAUAUGAUCCCCAAAUCUGCAGCAGCAAACCUGUUUCAAAUUGAUCCUAAUGAUGGUGUAUUGAUUCUCAAGGGGAAUGUAGAUUAUGAAAAAAGGAGACUUUAUGAGCUAGAUGUUCAGGUGUCAGAUCAGGGAGGACUGUCGGACGCAUGUAAAGUGAUUGUGGACGUGACAGAUACAAAUGAUAAUCCUCCGUCCAUUAACAUCAUGUCGAAAUCAAACACACUGUCUGAGGACAUGAAGCCUGGAACAGUUGUAACGAUGCUUAAUAUACAAGAUCCAGACUCAAAUGAAAACGGCAAAGUCAUGUGUGUUUUGAGCGAAAGCACUCCUUUCACAAUUAAAUCAACAACAAAUAAUUUCUUUACCGUUUUAACAGAGGAAGAAUUAGACAGAGAGAGAGCCUCUGAGUAUAACAUCACUGUGACCUGCUCUGAUGAGGGAGUGCCCUCCCUCUCCAGCAGCGUCACUCUCACCUUACAGAUCUCUGAUGUAAAUGACAACGAGCCUGUCUUUGAGAGGAGCUCAUAUGAGGCCUACAUUGUAGAAAACAACACACCAGGUGUGUCUAUAUUCACAGUGAGAGCCACAGACGCUGACUGGAACCAGAAUGCUCGUGUUUCUUACAUUCUGGAGGACUCCUCAGUGAACGGAGUGCCAGUCUCCUCAUAUGUGUCCAUCAGUGCUGAUAGUGGAGUCAUCCAUGCAGUGCGCUCUUUUGACUACGAGCAAAUCAAAGACUUCCAGUUCCGAGUGAAAGCUCAGGAUGGAGGCUCUCCUCCACUCAGCAGCAAUGUGACAGUGAAAAUACUGAUCCAGGAUCAGAAUGACAACCCUCCUCAGGUUCUGUAUCCAGUCCAGACUGGUGGCUCUGUGGUGGCUGAAAUGGUGCCUCGUUCAGCAGAUGUGGGCUAUCUGGUGACCAAAGUGGUGGCUGUUGAUGUGGACUCUGGACAGAAUGCGUGGCUGUCCUAUAAACUGCAGAAAGCCACAGACAGGGCUCUGUUUGAAGUGGGUUCACAGAAUGGAGAGAUCCGAACCAUCCGCAAAGUGAGUGAUAAAGAUGCAGUGAAACAGAGACUGAGUGUUAUAGUGGAGGACAACGGUCAGCCCUCUCGUUCAGCUACAGUCAUUGUGAACGUGGCGGUGGCAGACAGCUUCCCUGAAGUUCUGUCGGAGUUCAGUGACUUUCCACGCGACAAGGAGUACAAUGACAACCUGACUUUUUAUUUGGUGUUGGCUCUGGCUGUGGUCUCCUUCCUGUUCAUCACGUGUUUGGUGGUUAUUAUCUCAGUGAAAAUCUACAGAUGGAGACAGUCUCGCAUCCUGUAUCAUUCCAACCUGCCUGUGAUUCCAUAUUACCCUCCACGUUACUCAGACACUUUGGGGACAACAGGGACUCUCCAACACGUGUACAAUUACGAGGUGUGCAGGACGACAGACUCGAGAAAGAGUGACUGUAAGUUCGGCAGAGGUGGUAGUCAGAACGUGCUGAUAAUGGAUCCCAGUUGUUCAGGGACGAUGCAGCGGAUGCAGAAUGAGAAGAGCAUCCUGGAUGAACCAGACUCUCCUCUCGAGGUUAGACUGCUUUAAUACAUUUUCAGUGCGUCCUUAUUGUCUUGCAGAUGCAAUAAAUCACACUCAACUCUUUUUUUUUUUUUUUUUUUUUUUU
Molecule: messenger RNA, 2711 nt
Organism: Amphiprion ocellaris (clown anemonefish)
Lineage: Eukaryota; Metazoa; Chordata; Actinopteri; Pomacentridae
Product: protocadherin gamma-A10-like
Exons: 1
Coding region: 233-2632 (799 amino acids)
Biological process (GO): homophilic cell-cell adhesion
Cellular component (GO): plasma membrane
Molecular function (GO): calcium ion binding
Source: RefSeq, a predicted model, not a curated record